Molecule: messenger RNA, 2084 nt
Organism: Magallana angulata
Lineage: Eukaryota; Metazoa; Mollusca; Bivalvia; Ostreida; Ostreidae
Product: protein RFT1 homolog
Exons: 14
Coding region: 197-1813 (538 amino acids)
Biological process (GO): glycolipid translocation; dolichol-linked oligosaccharide biosynthetic process
Cellular component (GO): endoplasmic reticulum membrane
Source: RefSeq, a predicted model, not a curated record
UUUCACUUUCAGUUUAGUCGACGUUGCUGGCAUCGGCCAGCUGGAUCAGCAGUCAUUGGUAGUUCAUUCACCAAAGAAAAGCAAUGUCAGGAAAUUCGAAGGAUUUUCUCUACCUUGCAUGGCUAUUGUUGGUGCAUAGUGUGUAGUUUUUAACGCUGUGAUAAUUUUAUCCAAGCACGAUUUAAAAAAAAAAAAUAUGAAAGGACAGGAUCUUUUAGCUGGUGCAGCCAGAGCGGCUACUUAUAACAUGGCACUGCAGUUAUGUAUUCGAAUGAUGACAUUUAUUCUGAAUGGAGUUGUACUGAGGUAUAUUUCCAAGGAAUUGCUAGGAGUGGUCAAUGUCAGAUUGACUCUCCUAUACACCACCACUCUGUUCAUUGCGACCGAGUCCUUCGAUCAGGCCUGCCUCAGCAAGAUAGAAAACAAGGACUGGCGACAAGUGGUCAAUCAAAUGUGGCUAACGUUUCCAAUGAGUAUCGUUGUGUGUUUUAUAUUUGGAUCUAUCUGGAUGUAUGGAUUGGAGAGUCCGGAUCCAGAGAGCAUUCCUUACUAUGGAGUUGGUGUCCUGUGCUUCUGUUUGAACACUAUAAUCACUACACUAGCCAGGCCCCACUUCAUUAUUGGACAGUGCCACUUGUUUAACAGACUCAGGGUUGUAUCUGUGGCAUUGUCAGAACUGUUGAAAUGUGUUGUUGCUGCAUUCCUUGUCAUCUAUUUUCCACAGUGGGGCUUAAUUAACUUCUGCAUUGCUCAACUGGUUUGUGCGAUAAGUUACUCCGCCAUAUAUUACGCGGUGUUUUACAUGAUGAUUAAGAAUAAGGACCUGGAGGAGACGUUCGUAUUUCAGUCAGUCAGGGACUUCUUUCCCAGAAUCCUACCUGAUAAACCAUUUAUUGAUCAGCGGCUAGCAUCGUUAACGGGCAGUUUCUUUAAGCAGUCUAUCUUCAAACAAAUACUGACAGAAGGUGAAAAAUAUGUGAUGACAGUGUUUGGAGUUUUUAACUUUGGAGACCAAGGGGUGUAUGACAUCAUUAACAAUUUGGGCUCCCUGGCUCCCCGAUUUAUUUUUCAACCAAUAGAAGAGAGCGGCCGUCUCUUUUUCUCCAGCUUGUUUACCCGAGGUCAAAGUCUGCAGCUACAAAGCAAAGACUCCAUAGAGUUGGUGACCAGUGUACUCCAACAUCUCCUUAAGACAGUCACUCUGAUUGGCUGUAUCAUCCUGGUGUUUGGUCAGCCCUACGCCUACCUAGCGCUCGAUUUGUAUGGAGGAUCUCUACUCUCCUCAGGGGCUGGUCCCCUGUUACUGAGGUGGUACUGUCUGUAUGUCCUGCUGCUGGCAGUCAAUGGCAUCACAGAGUGUUUCUACUUCUCCAUUAUGAGUAAAGAGGAAAUUGAUAGCUAUAACCACAAAAUGCUGCUGUUCUCUGUCAUUCUGUUGGGAUCUUCCCUAUUCCUAACACAGAUCUUUGGCAGUGUUGGAUUUGUUCUAGCAAACAGCAUUAAUAUAGGAUGUAGAAUUCUUCAAAGUGUUUGGUUUAUUCAUAACUUCUACAAGGACAGCAGUUACCAGCCACUGAAGGGAUUUCUCCCUUCAUUCUCUGUACUAGGAGCCCUGGCUCUUGCUUAUUGUACAACAGCAUUGUCAGAGUACUACCUCUGCUGUGAUGGUGGGAAUCUUUACAAACUUCUACACAUUGCCAUCGGAGGACUGUGUCUGUUGUGUGUUCUGGUAACCAUAGUAAUCAGGGAGAGAGAACUUGUACAAUUUGUGACAACACGGUUAUGGGGACGCAAAAUAGGAAAGACAAACUAACAAAUUUUAUGUUUAGGUUCUUAUGUUGGUGUAAUUAACUGGUACAAAACUAGAGGAAUGUAUCUGCCAAUUCUGCAGGAUAUCAGAGAUGAUAGUCGUUGGCUUUACCAAUAGGAAUCUAGUCAGUUCAUACAUGUAAACCUCAGUUGAGAAUUCCAGCAUUCAGUAUAGUAACAGUACAUGAAUUAAUACAUGUAAUAAAUAUAUCUGAACAUGUAUUAAAUUGGAUACAUGUAUGAGAAAAGUUAAUAAAUGGCUCUUAAGUUUUCAA